Molecule: messenger RNA, 3782 nt
Organism: Salvelinus sp. IW2-2015
Lineage: Eukaryota; Metazoa; Chordata; Actinopteri; Salmoniformes; Salmonidae
Product: protein phosphatase 1B
Exons: 6
Coding region: 522-1682 (386 amino acids)
Biological process (GO): peptidyl-threonine dephosphorylation; positive regulation of canonical Wnt signaling pathway; positive regulation of canonical NF-kappaB signal transduction
Cellular component (GO): cytosol; nucleus
Molecular function (GO): magnesium ion binding; protein serine/threonine phosphatase activity; manganese ion binding
Source: RefSeq, a predicted model, not a curated record
CACAAUGUAACUUGACUGACAAAUAUAAGUACCAAUCUUAGCUCAAUUUUGUAGUAUACUUUGACCAAUGACUAAGGAGUGGAGAGAAUGUCACUUCCCUUGAGUUGGACUUCGAGCAGGGAUCUUCUGUGCUUUAGCCCAUCAAUGGAGGAAAGAACGUCAUAUAUUUCAUACAUUUAGCUGCCAACAUCAGAUCAGUUAUUCCAUGAUAACUAGCUAGCAAGUAUUUUAUUUUUUAUCUCUCACCCCAUUAUUACCAUAGCGCUGUCUCUUUUUGGUGCCAAACAUGCAUUAAAAAAGACCACAGUCAGUGCCGAGAAAUGUUGAAAGGGGAAUUCGUGUAAGCGCUAGCUAUCUCUUGGUUAUAUAGCUAACGUUAGCUAUCUAGCUUUAAUUCUGGUCAGAUAAGUAGCUAGCUAGUUCAAGAAAACGAGUUAAAACCAAAAAUUGAUAGACAAGUAAAUCAAUAUUCCCUUGCAACCAGAAGAGAACAUUUCUCCGAAAACGUGGUGGCCUAAGCCAUGGGGGCGUUCCUGGACAAGCCCAAGACUGAGAAGCACAACGCCCACGGCGAGGGCAAUGGUCUCCGUUAUGGCCUGAGCAGCAUGCAGGGCUGGCGGGUGGAGAUGGAAGACGCCCACACCGCCACGGUGGGUCUACCCCAGGGCCUGGACAACUGGUCCUUCUUCGCUGUCUACGACGGCCACGCCGGCUCCCGCGUGGCUAACUAUGCCUCUAAACACCUGCUGGGGCACAUCAUAACCCACAGCAUGGGUCCCCCGGGCCCUGAGGGUGUCACCCCAGCACCCGCCGUGGAGAUGGUCAAGAUGGGGAUCCGCACCGGCUUCCUGAAGAUCGAUGAGCACAUGAGGAACUUCUCUGACCUGCGUAACGGCAUGGACCGCAGCGGCUCGACGGCCGUGGCCGUGCUGCUCUCUCCAGAGCACCUGUACUUCAUCAACUGUGGUGACUCACGGGCCGUGCUCUACCGCAACGCGCAUGUCUGCUUCUCCACGCUGGACCACAAGCCCUGCAACCCACGGGAGAAGGAGAGGAUCCAGAACGCAGGCGGAUCCGUAAUGAUCCAGAGGGUGAAUGGUUCCCUGGCCGUGUCCCGGGCCCUGGGAGACUACGACUACAAGUGUGUGGAUGGGAAGGGUGCCACGGAGCAGCUGGUGUCCCCAGAACCCGAGGUGUUUGAGAUCGAGAGGGCCCUAGAGGAUGAGUUUGUGGUGCUGGCCUGUGACGGUAUCUGGGACGUGAUGACCAACGAGGAGCUGUGUAAGUUUGUCAAGUCCCGUCUGGAGGUGUCCCACGACCUGGAGAAGGUCUGCAACCAGGUGCUGGACACCUGCCUGCACAAGGGAAGUCGGGAUAACAUGAGUGUUGUUUUGGUCUGUUUGCCAAACUGCCCUAAAGUGUCAGAGGAGGCGGUGAAGAAAGAUACAGAGCUGGAUACGUUUCUGGAGUCUCGCGUGGAAGAGAUCAUAGAGAAGGCAGGAGAGGAGGGUAUUCCUGACCUGGUGACGGUCAUGAGAAACUUGUCCUCAGAGAGCAUCCCCAACCUGCCACCAGGGGGAGGCCUCGCCAGCAAACACAGUGUUAUGGAAGCAGUGUACAAGCGGCUGAACCCACACAGGGAAGUGGACGGGAAUGGAGUAGACCUUGAGGACCCCUGGUAGCAACCCAGCAGAACUGCCUGUUCCCACACCAGGACUCCUUUAUACACAAGACAUCUUUCAUCACUUUGUUUCCCUUUUAUUUUUCCUACGAUACCAAGAGAUCAAUUGGACCAUGAAUGCAGAUUUGAAACUCUCAACACACACAACGCAAAGGAUUGCAAACCAUUUUAGAUGUUUUUUAAAGGGGGGAAAAGGACGACUGCAAUGGUAGAAUAAAACAUUUAAACAAAAUCUAUUCUAGAGAAAUUAAGAGCGUUUUUCCCCUUUUUCCGCUUUUUUGUUUUUGUGGAUUGAUGAAGAGCCUUAGCCUUAGUUGGGACAUGUACACUCUGUGGUGCCUUUUUCCCCCAACGCUGUUAACUGACCUGGCCCCAGCCCUGCUUCUGGACACAAGGGGCCCUACAGGGGACUACCACUGGGUCAGGGAAUCACUGGCCUGUGUCUGCCUGGCUGGACAUUGCUACUGGUAUCGCAGAUAGACAAACGCAAUGUGCAAACAUGUGGACAGGAGUGUCUGAUUGCAUUACUUAUGUGGAAGGGUUUGGAGACGGACUGCUGGUGCGGGAGGGUUUGGAGACGGACUGCUGGUGCGGGAGGGUUUGGAGACGGACUGCUGGUGCGGGAGGGUUUGGAGACGGACUACUUUUUGCACCCUUUUUUCUUUUCUCUCCAACCAACAAAAAACCCACGGAGAGACAGCUAAUGUUGAGACACUGCUUCAACCUGCAAUCAUGUCACUUCUCUGUCCAUAAGCUUUCUAGCCUGCUGUUGAUCAAGAAAAAUGGAAAAUGUAUAUAAAAUCUUGAAUAUUUUGAUUUACGUAAACAAAUGUAAUCCAUGGUGUCAGAUGUGGCCUACUGUGUGUAAAUAUGAGACACAUGGCACAUGGGGAGACACAUGGGGAGAUGUCUGAUAUGAUGUGACGUCUACACCUGGCUAAGGGGAUUCUAACUGCCCACCAAUGCUUCACUACUCAUUUCUACUUGCAUCUUUCUCCUUAUUCAUUUAUCUUAUUUUCUGUCUUUCCUCAACCUCUCCUUAAAAUACAGAGACUUGCAACACCUGGCCUUUUAAUUUCUCUCAGACGAUAUUGUAGUGUUUUAUUUGUUUUUUUUUCAUUUAGCAAUUGUACAUUUCUAGGCAAUGAGUUCACCUUUUUGUAUUUUCAUUUUCAAAUGCUGUGGAAUAGUGUAAUAUGGUUGUUACCUUCUAUUCUCAAAAUGUCUAUAAAUUGGUUGUAUAAAAAAAGUGUUAAAAGGAGAAGUCUAAGGAUGAUUUAGCGUGUCAGUGAGAUUAGAGGGGUGAGGUGGAUCCCUGCCUGGGCUUCUGAUUUAACAAUGAUCUAGUAUACAAGCCGUGGCUGCCAUAUGACUUUUAGGUACUUGCAUGUUGUGUGUGGUUGUAUUUUUACAAUAACAUUGGGGGGGGGGUCAUUACUCCUGGGAAAUGGGUAUGUUUAAGCUAUAGCAGACACUGGGUUAAGGUGGUGGAGGGCUGCUUUGAAUGUAAUUCAACUUCACACUACACUGCUGAGCAGAGUAGGGGCUACAGACUCUUUCCUCCCCCUGGUCAUUUGAUGGCAAAACUUGCCUUGGCAUUCAGUUUUCAUUGUGUUUCAUUGGAAUAUGUAUAGAAUGUCCCACAUGGGAUUAUAUUAAUAAAAUGUUUAUUCUCCCUCAACUUCCUCCCCCGAUCACUACUAACUAUAACGAUUGAAAAAUGAGAAUGAUUCUGAUGUUUUGGGGGCUGGAUUUGAUUUGAGUAAUUUAGUGCCAAUGUCAUUCAUCCUGAUUUUCCUUUUAUGUUUUUUGUAUAUCUACAAGUAUUGAUCUAAAGAAUGAUCUAAUUUCCACAUUUUAUUUAUUCCAGAUUUUAGCCUSUAUUUGAGAAUGGUAUGAGAUUAUGAUGAUGUGUGUAGGCGUGGCAGCCCCGCUCCCUCUUCAGGGUCAGCUGAGUGACGAGGGUCGUGACGGGUUCAGGGGUCGAUUCUGAGUUUUCACCAUACCUCCUUGUACUGAUAGUUCCCAGUAUAACAUUGUGAUGUUUCGGACCAUAUCGUGAGAAUAAUCUUCAAUAAAGGAUGGAUACAUUUAGAUGUCA